AUGGCUGCAGACCUCGGAGAGCUGCUGGUCCCGUACAUGCCCACCGUCAGGGUGCCCAGGACAGGAGAUAGGGUUUUCAAGAGCGAGUGCGCCUUUUCCUUCGACUCCCCAGAGUCGGAGGGAGGCCUUUAUGUGUGUAUGAACACAUUCCUGGGCUUUGGACGAGAACAUGUGGAGAGACAUUAUCGCAAAACAGGGCAGAGCGUUUACAUGCACCUCAAACGACAUGUCAAAGAGAAAGCCACAGGAGCUGCAGGAGGCGCCAUCCCCAGACGAAGAAAUGGAAAGGUGUUUCUAGAUUUAGAGCUAAACCGUGAUUUUAACGGAGAGGACUAUGAAUAUGAAGACGAGGCCAAGCUGGUCAUUUUUCCAGACCACUUCGAGAUCCCCUUACCAAAUAUUGAGGAGUUGCCCGCUCUGGUGACCAUCGCUUGUGAUGCAGUGCUCAACGCACCGUCAGCUUACAAGAAGCAGGAGCCUGAAUCCUGGGACGAGGAGAUCCAGGUGUCCAGACAUGCCAGAAGUCUCAGACAGCUGGAUAAUGGGGUCAGGAUCCCACCCAGUGGCUGGAAGUGUCAGAAGUGCGUGAUGAGAGAAAACCUGUGGUUGAACCUGACAGAUGGAGCAGUGCUCUGUGGGAAGUGGUUCUUUGAUGGGAGCGGAGGCAACGGCCACGCUCUGGAGCACUACAAAGAGACCAAAUACCCCCUCGCUGUCAAAAUAGAGACCAUCACCCCAGACGGAGCAGAUGUCUACUCAUUUGAGGAGGAGGAAGCUGUGCUGGACCCUCACAUAUCAGAACACUUGUCACACUUUGGAAUUGACAAGCUACAGAUGCAGAAAAAAACAGAGAACGGUCACCACACAGAAAAUAACUCCCGGCCGCGGGUCAGUGAGUGGGAGGUGAUCCAGGAGUCGGGCAUGAAGCUGAAAGCGGUGUUUGGUUCUGGUUACACAGGCAUCAAAAACCUGGGCAACAGCUGCUACCUCGGCACAGUGAUGCAGGUCCUAUUCAGCAUCCCAGACUUCCAGAGGAUGUAUGUUGGUAAUCUUCAGAGGAUAUUUGACUAUUCACCUCUUGACCCCAGCCAGGACUUUGCCACACAAAUGGCUAAACUGGGACACGGACUGCUGUCAGGCCAGUACUCCAAACCACCCAUGAAAUCUGAGCUCAUUGAACAGGUGAUGAAAGAAGAAAGCAAGGUAUUAAACUGGCACCAGCAGAAAGGCGUCCCUCCUCGAAUGUUGAAGGCUCUGGUCAGCAGGGGACACCCAGAGUUUUCCUCUAACAGGCAGCAAGACGCCCACGAGUUCCUCCUGCACGUAAUCAACGUGGUGGAGAGGAACAGCGCAGGCUCAGAGAAUCCAAGCGACGUCUUCCGCUUCCUGGUGGAGGAGCGAGUUCAGUGCUGCCAGACACGUCGGGUUCGUUACAGUCAACGGGUGGACUACUGCAUCCAGCUGCCAGCUCCCAUUGAGGCGGCCACCAAUCGAGAGGAGCUGCUGGCAUAUGAGACCAAGCGGAGGGAUGCUGAGGAGAACAUGCGGGCUCCUCCAGAGCCGGUGAGAGCCCGGAUCCCCUUCACCGCCUGCCUGCAGGCCUUCACAGAGCCAGAAAACGUUCCCGACUUCUGGAGCUCAGCGCUGCAAGCCAAGUCAGCUGCAGUGAAAACUUCCCGUUUCGCCUCCUUCCCAGAGUAUCUGGUUUUGCAGAUCAAGAAAUUCACAUUCGGGGUUGACUGGGUGCCAAAGAAACUAGAUUUGGCCAUUGAUGUUCCAGACUUUCUGGAUCUGAGCCGGCUGCGGGCUAUUGGGCUGCAGGCGAGUGAAGAGGAGCUGCCUGACCUCCUGCCUCCCAUCGUACUAGCUGAAGACACCAGAGAUAAUUCCAUGAGCUCCGUAGACUCUCCAGAAAUAGACGAGGCGGCAGUAAUGCAGCUGGCAGAGAUGGGCUUCCCGCUGGAGGCCUGUAGGAAGGCGGUCUACUACACAGGCAACAUGGGCCCCGAGAUGGCCUUCAACUGGAUCAUAGCUCACAUGGAGGAGCCCGACUUUGCAGAACCUCUCACUCUGCCCUCCAUGGUGGAUCCUGGCCCCUCCACCAGCGACAGCCCCGUGGGCGCCGCCCUGCUGAGCAACUCGCCCCCCGAGGAGAGCAUCGCCAUCCUCACUUCAAUGGGCUUCCCCCGUGCUCACAGCAUCCAGGCCCUCAAAGCCACGAACAAUAACCUGGAACGAGCACUCGACUGGAUCUUCACCCAUCCGGAGGAGGAGGAGAGUGACGCUCUCUCAGACAUGGCUGACACGGAGCCAAAUGACAACGCUUUCUCCAACGCCAACUCGCACAGCGACUCCACGCUGUCUCCAGACCGAGACGUGUCGGGUCCGCGGGUCAAAGACGGACCGGGACGUUAUGAGCUCUUUGCUUUCAUCAGUCACAUGGGAGCAUCCACAAUGUCUGGACAUUAUGUUUGUCACAUCAAAAAGGAGGGAAGGUGGGUGAUCUACAACGACCACAAAGUGUGUUUGUCAGAAAGGCCUCCAAAAGACUUGGGCUACAUCUACUUUUACCAUCGACUAUCUAGCAGCUAA
Messenger RNA from Cyclopterus lumpus (lumpfish), 2592 nucleotides. RefSeq names its product ubiquitin specific peptidase 13 (gene usp13). Gene Ontology annotation, molecular function: protein binding; cysteine-type deubiquitinase activity; zinc ion binding. Gene Ontology annotation, biological process: protein deubiquitination. The transcript is spliced from 21 exons. NCBI's taxonomy places the organism in Eukaryota, Metazoa, Chordata, Actinopteri, Perciformes, Cyclopteridae. Bases 1 to 2592 code for a protein of 863 amino acids. The record is from RefSeq and is a predicted model, not a curated record.